AAUCCUGUUUUGUGGGCGUGGCUUGAAAUUUUCUUCACUCUUUAAAGGUACCAAUCUUAGAACGACACAUUAUCUCCUGUCAUAUUAUUAUUAUUAUUCGGCUCAAUAACCGAGAAGUUUAAAGCAAAAGCUCUUGCUUUGGACCUUAUGAGGCUGACCACACUAAGAGGUACCAAACCCGCUUUUGUAACCCCUGAAAGGUACGACGGGCACCCCCGUCCUAUUUUGGGAGUCCUCCCGGGUGAUUUAACUAAGUCAAAAAAAAAAAAAGAAAGAAACACGGUAUCACGGUUUCAGAGCGGAAAAAACGUACUGCUCAGCUUUCGAUCUGCGUAUACCUAACCGUACUUGCGGGCUCAAGCAAUGGGGGAAAGAACGGGGGACUGAAUUAAUAAGGCACGCGAGGAUGUCGCUUGGUUAAUGUCUUUAUGCAAGCAUGAAUAUUUUUCCGGCAUUCCGCCAGCCUGCUGAGAGGCUCUCUUGUUUAUAUAUUCAGUAGUAUACUUAUAUGGAUGCAAUAUUUAAAGAUUGUUUGUAAAGCAAAUGUGUCUCUGCAUCGAAGACAGAUUUCCGCGGGGAAAUAAAGGGUUCGGAAACCUUCUUCACGUUAAUUUUGGCCGGAAAAAAAUGAUUCCCUACGAAAGCAAUACACCAGCUUUCCAUUAGUGACGUUAAAAUGUUGUUGGGAAAUCAUAUAAAGUUCGUAACUAUUUUUGUUAACACGAUAGACGAAAUUCACGCCAUUUUUUUCAAGCUUGGGAUAGGCGCGGUGCCAAAAAUCUGGCAUUCUGCUCUGAAUAUCGCACUCCGGAAGCCAGGUAACCAACAGCCUUUGCCUUGCGUGACGUUUUGUUUGUUCGAUAUGGGGAGAACGAAUUUCAACACAUGGAGAGCUUUCCUCGUUGUUUGGAUUCUGUUCGCGUUUAAGUUCUUCGACACUCACGCCGAGAUUUGUGAAAAGAUUGACGAAUGUUCGUGCAGAAAAAGCAAUGGAAAGGUCAUCAGCUUGAGGCAAAUCGACGGAGGUACAACACCAGCUUUUAUAAAUGUUAAGGACGCAACUCCCUCACAGACUAUGAUAGAUUACGCCUGGAAUCCCUGCACAAAGUUUAAUCUGGGUACUGGCUGCGAAAAUGCGCUGAUGUGUCAAGAAGAUACAGCUACCCAUGAACGCUACACAUGUGCCUCCACUGUAGCUAACUUUAACGUAGAUAAAGAUGGAACUACCUACAUAAUUUACCAGAGUGUUCUCUUCGGAACUAAAGGUUACGAAAGGCGCUUGCAAAUUGGUCUUAAAUGCAAUGAGAGCAAAUUUCCUGGAGAAGUAACCAGUGUGUUGGAGGACCUCGUAGCCAGCGUUUCAGACUUUAGCACAACUUUUACAUCCAAGUGCGCAUGUGAUGAUGGUUGUCCGUUAGAUUCGGGUGGGCUGAGCGCUGGAAGUAUUUUGUUAAUAGUGUUUUUCGUAUUGCUCAUUGUGUAUGUAAUUGGUGGAAUUUUAAUUAACAAGUACAAGUUUGGAGUUCAGAGCAUGCCGGAAAUGUGUCCUAAUUACCAGUUUUGGGCUGGAGUACCAUCUCUUAUCAAGGAUGGAAUUGUAUUUACAUGUGGCAGCAUAAAGUCAGGAUGCUCCUCUCUUUGCCAGAAAUGUAAUAAGAAUAACAAGUACGAAAACAUUCCUUGAAGAGCCAAUCACUACCGACUGUAUCGUUAUAAACCAUCCAUGUAACUUCUAUGAACAGAAUUCUACUUUAGUAUACUAAUGCAAGUGCUGCAGUCUGAUUGGCUGAGCUACUCGUACACUAUCAGCUAGUAGUGUGCAGUGGCUGGAGGUAGCUUGCAUAAGGGCAACGUUUCCUCGUUUCUGCAAUUCUUUGAGGAAGAUUUUGAAUAUCAAUGGAUAGUUUAGAUCUCAGGAAGGUUGACCGUCGUGCAACUUUAACUAAACCUCUAAACGUUUCAAUGAACUAAUGUGCGUGUGCAAACAGCUGCAAGUUUCAAACAGCAAUUCAAUCCGUGCGCGGAUUUGCUGAGGUAUGACUUAAAAUACUAUUAGCAUAGAAAAAUAAUCGGAAAUCGUUAUUUGAAAGAAAUUUAGCCAGAAUUCUACUAAAAGGAUAAGAUUAUUUGCUCCCGAUUUCUUUGAGGUGAUAGCUGAUUUAACCUUCAACCUUAUCAACUAUCACCUAAUAGAAGUCUCUGUUUAAUAGUUUUCAAUAGUCUUUAUACCGAGCUGAGUACUAUUCAGAAUAUAAUCAGGCGAAUAAGCUGAAAUAAAGGGCACGCUUACUCUCUGAAUUGCAUGACACGAGGUCCAAUUGCUUAUUAAUCGUAUCGAUACAAGUAAGAACUUAUUCUAGGCGAAAGCGUAAGUAGUAUUUUUCAUACGUUUUAAGCCAAGGCCAAAUGGACUCGCAAGUAGACGCAAGUUGAAAACUUGAUUCUACUUGCGAGUCCGUUUGGUCAGGUCUUGCGUGCUCUUGCGUUGACCUGCGAUGACUUGCGCUCAAUUUAGUCGAGUUCAAAAUUGCACGCAAGUUUUUCACCGUCUUCCCACCCAACCCGAGUCAAAGCAAACUGAGUGACGCCCAUUCGUUGUUAUAGCAACUUAUUAGCCAAUAAAAUACGGGAUAUAUCUGA
Orbicella faveolata is the source of this 2640-nucleotide messenger RNA. Its product is annotated as cation-dependent mannose-6-phosphate receptor-like. Gene Ontology annotation, cellular component: trans-Golgi network. The record is from RefSeq and is a predicted model, not a curated record. NCBI's taxonomy places the organism in Eukaryota, Metazoa, Cnidaria, Anthozoa, Scleractinia, Merulinidae.